Molecule: messenger RNA, 1375 nt
Organism: Tupaia belangeri chinensis (Chinese tree shrew)
Lineage: Eukaryota; Metazoa; Chordata; Mammalia; Scandentia; Tupaiidae
Product: glycine cleavage system H protein, mitochondrial-like
Biological process (GO): protein lipoylation; glycine decarboxylation via glycine cleavage system
Cellular component (GO): cytoplasm; mitochondrion; glycine cleavage complex
Source: RefSeq, a predicted model, not a curated record
ACUUCCUCACUUUCCCUCUUUCUCUUUCUGUGGUCAAGUUAAAAAAAAAUAAUAACAAUAGAUAAAAUUAAAAUAAAUAAAUUUUUAAAAUUAAAACACAACACAGUAGGUAAGCUCCAGAGUAGAAUGGAAGUGUCAGGUAGUAGAAUCAGUAAACUGGAAGAUAGAACAAUAAAAUUACCUAAACUGAACAACACUGUGAAAGCAGACUUCACCCCCCUCAAAAAAAUUAAAACCUUAGGAACCUAUGAGAUUAACAUGAUGAGAUUCCAAAUAUGGCAAGAGACAAACCUACAGAUAGAAGAAGCUGAAGAAUCCAAAUAAGACAACUCCAAAGAAGCCUACACAAAGAUCUUUUAUAGGGUUAUAGGGUGUUAUAGGGUGCAUGCAUUUGCCUGAAGCAGAGAAAGAGAGAGAAAUUAUCCUCCAAGAGAGAAGACCAUGACACCAUCCCUUCUCCUCACGACAUUUUGAGCACACACACACAUGCUCAUGGCCUGUUUUUCAAGUCAUAAGGUCCAGGAUUCGAACCGUGGAGUCAGUCAUGAAACAUCUACCUGCCUUAACCUCCACACCAUCUGUUGGUUCCACAGAUCAAAAUUAAACUUCAGGAAACUAAAUUUUAAAAAAAUCUUGAAAGCGGCUGCUCCGGCUGGGUGAACAUGGUGCUGCGAGCGGCGUGGAGCAUGCGGACCGUGGCCUGCAGCCUGUGCUGGCCUCGGCGUCCGCCGUGGCCCUGGCGGCUGCGGGUGGGCGCUGUCCAGACGCUGCGCACGGGACCGCUUCUACUGUCGGUGUGUAAAUUCACGGAGAAACAUGAGUGGAUAACAACAGAAAACGGUAUUGGAACAGUGGGAAUCAGCAGUUUUGCACAGGAAGCUUUGGGAGAGAUUUAUUGUAGUCUGCCUGAAGUCCGGACAAAACUGAAUAAACAAGAUGAGUUUGGUGCUUUAGAAAGUGUGAUCGCUGCUAGUGAACUCUAUUCUCCUCUGUCAGGAGGAGUAACUGAAAUUAAUGAAGCUCUUGCAGAAAAUCCAGGACUUGUCAACAAAUCUGAAGAUGGUUGACUGAUCAAGAUGACACUGAGUUACCCUUCAGAACUAGAUAGACUAAUGAGUGAAGAUGCGUAUGAGAAAUAUGUAAGUCUACUGAAGAGUAAAAGUAGAACCCUUAGUGUAAAACAACUUAAUCCAGGCAUAGUUGUCGUAAAUUAGUGGUUGAUAGAAGACUGAAAACGCAACUUUUAGCAAUGCCAGUGGAAAAAGAAACUACUCUGAACACCACUACUGGAAAGAAAAACCCCUUAACUUUCUAACGAUCAGAUAUAUAUAUAUUUUGAGAGUUUUUUGCUAUAGAAUGGGUGUGCUCACCAGAC